This is a messenger RNA of Adineta ricciae, 2160 nucleotides long. NCBI's taxonomy places the organism in Eukaryota, Metazoa, Rotifera, Eurotatoria, Adinetida, Adinetidae. The record is from the annotation of a GenBank genome assembly.
AUGCUGUCGACACGAAGACAACGUAACCGAGAGCAAGAAGUUGCUAUAAACAUGAGAAAUCCACAUAAAUACAAUUCUGGCAACAAAAUCAACAAUUCAGAACAACCACCACCAUCGUACAGUAACAUUUUCGAGUCGAAAUUGCGUCCAACACGAUCAGCAGGCAAUGGCGAUUUUGUUAAACCUGAGUUACCAGAAUUCUUGCAAAAUAUUGGUCCUGGUCUAUCACCGUUGAAAGAAAAUCCACCUGUUACAGUCUCAUGGUACGACGUUCGAGCGGAAGCACCCCCAAAGCAGAAUUUUAUCGCACGGAACAUCAAAAAAUUAUUGGGUAAAGAAAUUGAAGGACCGAAAAUGUUGCUAAAAGGCGUUAAUGGUAUUGUUAAGUCAGGUGAAAUGUGUGCAAUUAUGGGUGCUAGUGGUGCUGGUAAAACAACACUUCUGAAUAUUAUCACUCAUCGUCGAUCGGGCCAAUUAAAAAUCAAUGCAGAUGUUCGAAUAAAUGGUCGACAUAUGAAAAAAGAUAUUUCUGGUGUGUCGGGCUUCGUUCAACAAGAAGAAUUAUUCAUUGGAACAUUAACAGUUCGAGAACAUCUCCGAUUUCAUUCGAUGCUUCGUCUAGGAAAAGAAUUUACUAAAGAUGAACGAGAAAAUCGUGUUACGGAAGUGUUACACUUUCUGAAUUUAACCAAAACUGAAAAUACAACAAUUGGUAUCACUGGACUUGUUAAAGGUCUAUCCGGAGGAGAAAAGCGUCGUUUAACAUUUGCUACUGAAAUUCUCAGUGAUCCUCCGGUACUUUUCUGUGACGAACCAACAUCAGGUUUAGAUUCUUCUAUGGCAUUUAUUCUUGUACAAGCUAUGCGAAAACUUACUGAUCAAGGCAAAACAGUCAUUUGUACAAUUCAUCAACCAUCAUCCGAAAUAUUCUUUCUUUUUGACAGAUUAUAUUUACUAGCUGAAGGUCGAGUCGCAUAUUUUGGUUCGCUUGAAAAAGCACCAGCAUUUUUUCGAGGGUUCAAUUUGGAAAUUCCAAGAAAUUACAAUCCAGCUGAUUUCUAUAUUCAACAACUGGCAAUCUACCCAAAGACACGUGAAGAAAAUCUCGCUCAAAUCGAGCGUAUCUGUAAUGGUUAUGAGAAAUCACCACAAUACUCUCGUUACAUCUCGGAAAUUAUCUCAUUGCAUUCUGCACAUUCGGAAGACAACGAACUUGAUUUUUUUUCGAGAUUAUUUCGACCAUGGUCUUCAAAGAAGAAAAAUGUUCAAGCAGAUGACAUUGAUGUCCAAAAUACGAAUAAAUCACGAUAUAAAACAAGCAGUCUUGUUCAAUUUCGUUGGCUACUUUGGCGAAAUUUUGUCGAUACCCUUAAAAAUCCGUUUGAAACUCGGCUUCGCGUUUUUCUUGCAAUCUUUCUCGGUGUACUUAUUGGCCUUCUCUACUUUCGUCUGACUUACGAUCAAACAGCCGUACAAAAUAUCAACUCAUUAAUUUUCUUGAUUAUCAUCAAUACAUCAUUUUCAAAUAUCUUUGCGGUCGUACAAAGUUAUACGAAAGAGUUUCCGAUAUUCUAUAAAGAAUAUGAUGAUGCUGUUUAUCGUGUCACGCCUUAUUAUCUUGCAAAAUUUAUUUCUGAACUUCCGUUGUUUGCAGUUACAACACUCCUUCAAUUAGCAAUCACCUAUUGGAUGACGAAUUUGUAUGGAACUGCCAAGCGGUUUUUUAUUUUCACUGGAAUUAUAAUUCUAACAAGUUUUGCGUCGCUGGGUCUUGGUUCCGUUUUAUCUGUCGUCGCUAAUACAGCGGAACAAGCACAAGCAAUUCAAAUACCCAUCCUACUACCUCUAAUGAUCUUCGGUGGGUUCUUUCUAAACAAUCAAUCGGGUCAAGAGUGGCUGAAAUGGAUCAAAUACCUUAGCUGGUUUUACUAUUCAAAUGAAGCAUUGAUUAUCAAUCAAUGGGAAGAUGUAGAUAAUUUACCAUGUGAAAAUCUUGAUCCAGGACUACCAUGUUAUCAUAACGGAGACGAAAUUAUCGAAUUAGUUGCUUUUGAUAAGUCAAACUUCGGUCGAGAUAUUGGUUUAAUCACUGUUUUAUGGAUUGGUCUUCGACUGUUAAGUUAUUUAAUUCUCUUAUUCAAAUCUCGCCAUCACAAAUAG